AUGAGUUUCUCUGUUGCCAUUUUGCUUGUUUUGCUACCAAUCGGCACUUUUGCCGAUUGUUUUUCUGGAAAAGAUGUCGGUAAUUCGAAUUGUGGACAAAAUGGAGAGCGACAGUUCUUUUUCCAUAAACAAACGAGAACUUGUCAACCAUUUUAUUAUCAGGUAAAGUUACCGGUUAAAAAUUAAUUUUUCGAACAUCGAGAUGAUAAUUUGCUGGAUCUAGAUUUUUCAAGGAAAAUCAUUACCGUACAAUUUUUUUGGAUUUAUAUCGCCAAAAGUUAACCUGAACUUUUCCAAAAGAGAAAUCGAUUUUUUUAAAUUUCGAAUUAAAUUUGAAUUUAAAUUUCCUUAAAAAAUUCCGAUGACAUGUUGUAUUUUCGGCCUUUUUUCAGUUCAAAAUUAUUUUUUUAUGCAGAAUUUUUAUAAAUAAAUUCUCUACCCAAAAAUGUUUCAUUGUGAAUCAUUGAACAAGAAUUUCUUUUCAUUUCAUUAAAAAUUUUCAAAAUAACAAAACCCAUUGUUAACUUAUUUAAUUGAAAACCUUUCUUUUGAGAUACCGAUUUUUCCAGGGUUGCGACGGAAACGAUAAUCGAUAUCAAACCAAACAAGCAUGCGAAACAGCGUGCAAAAAUGCAACAGCACCAGGAGAACAAUCUUACUGUAGGUUACUGUAGCCCAUGUAUAGACAGUAUCUUGAUCUUUUCAGCUCUUUGCAAAAGUGGAGCAUAUCCAGCUGGAGCAACUUCUGGUUCUUUGAUUAAAGACUGCAAAAAAUGUCCACAUGGAUAUGAAUGUGAAAAAUCGCAGUGCUGUCCAACUAGAGGUUUGGAAAUUAUAAAUUUUAAAAAUUUCGGAAAUAAAAUUUAUCUCCAGAAUACACAUGUGCCCUUCAAUACGAUGCUGGAAAAUUCGGAAGCAGUGGAAGCCAUACGCCGAGAUACUUUUUCAAUAAGAGUUACAAAAACUGUAUGCUUUUCACAUUUUACGGGCGUGACGGAAAUCCAAACAAUUUUGCCACUUACAACGAAUGCAAAGAUUUCUGUAUGUAG
Messenger RNA from Caenorhabditis angaria, 1049 nucleotides. The record is from the annotation of a GenBank genome assembly. Lineage: Eukaryota; Metazoa; Nematoda; Chromadorea; Rhabditida; Rhabditidae.